AACCAAACUAAUUUAGGUCCUUUUAUUGUCUUUGUCCUUGCAGGUAUAGAACCCAUUGCUGAACGGUUUGAUGGAGAGUUGUAACCAGUUUAAUGUCAGCAGGAACAGUAGUAAUAAGUGGAGGACUUCUCGCCACAGUCAUCCUGCUCUGCAUUGUAGCAGUGCUGUGCUACUGCAGGCUCCAGUACUACUGCUGUAAGAAAAAUGAGUCGGAGGUGGACUUUGCUUCCAUGGCUGGAGGAGGUGACAGAACGGGAGGAGGAGAAGGGGAUGCUCAAGGGGAGGUUCAGGCUCACUUUGCCUGCAAUGCCUGCAGCGCCCCUGGGAUGGACAGCCUCGCUGUCACCCCUCUCUGCCUGGAGCCCCUGGAGGUGGGCCCUCCCCCCAACUACUGCCCCACCUGCUCCCCCUUCUGGCUACACCCGGGACUUAGUGACGAGCUGCACAACGGAACCGAGCGGCUGGGAUUCCAUACGUAUCACUAUGACAACCCCGGACUGUGUCAAUCACUGCCCCUGUCAGACACGCCGCAGGCGCCCUUCUUUUUGACCCAGCCCGGCCAAUCCCCUUUGAGCUACUAUAGCCCCGUUGACAUCCACCCUAACACACCCUGCAGUAACAGACGCCCCUACAGCACACCGGUUUGACGCACAUGGACACACACACACACACACACACACUGACGUCACACACGCACUCAUACAAACACUCCUUCUCCCAGGGGAAAGAGACCCAGAGACAUCUAGAGUACCACCCAUCCAGGGGAGAGAGACACACACUGAACCCACUGACGGAGCCUCCUGAUCGGGACAGAACUACAUACGGACCCUUGUCUGGUGCAGCGGUGUGGAGGUCUGGUCAUCUGGUAAACCCUACAGUGGAGGAGAUGUUGGGUUUGACUAUGGGAGAUUACUACAGAUGAUGGGAGAAGAUAGACGAGAGCAGCAACACACUGUUGUUUCUCUCUCUUUCUCUCGAUCUGUCUUUCUCUCCCUCCUUUUCCAUCAUCUCUCUCCUCUGCCUGAAACCUGAUAAUGUGAACGACGUGACUGACAUGAGGGCUAUAUGUGUUUUCAUUGUAAGUUUGUAAGAUUUUUUUUUCUUCCAGAGUUUAAAGG
Messenger RNA from Oncorhynchus masou masou (cherry salmon), 1118 nucleotides. RefSeq names its product protein FAM163A-like. Bases 93 to 647 code for a protein of 184 amino acids. The transcript has 4 exons. Lineage: Eukaryota; Metazoa; Chordata; Actinopteri; Salmoniformes; Salmonidae. The record is from RefSeq and is a predicted model, not a curated record.